CAACGUUGCAUGCUGCCUGGCCACACCUGCUGUGUACCCAGAUCUUCCUUGUUCCUGUGCCUGUGGAGGGUCCCUGGGGUGACCGGCUCUGGCGUGGGAACAUUGGGGCCCUCGCCCCACAGUCCUGGUGCUCCGGGGCCUUCCUUGGCUGUCGUGGAGGCUACUUCUGAAGCUGGGGCACCCCAAGGUGGCACCAGCAGCCAGGAUGUCCACACAGAGCAUCCACUACCUGAAGCCCGUGGCCCUGUGCCUGGCACCUGGGAUCCCAGACUCCCCAAGCCGCCACCGGCGCCACACACUCCCUGCCAGCGAGUUUCGCUGCCUCACCCCAGAGGACGCAGCUAGCGUGUUUGAGAUUGAGCGUGAGGCCUUCAUCUCUGUCUCGGGCACGUGCCCCCUGUAUCUGGAUGAGAUCCGGCACUUCCUGACCCUCUGUCCAGAGCUGUCCUUGGGCUGGUUCCAGGAGGGCCGCCUCGUGGCCUUCAUCAUUGGCUCGCUGUGGGAUGAGGAGAGACUCACUCAGGAAUCACUGACGCUGCACAGGCCUGGUGGCCGCACGGCCCACCUGCAUGUGCUGGCUGUGCACCACACCUUCCGGCAGCAAGGCAAGGGCUCCAUCCUGCUGUGGCGCUACCUGCACCACCUGGGCAGCCAGCCCACCGUGCGCCGGGCCGUGCUCAUGUGCGAGGACACACUGGUGCCCUUCUACGAGAGGUUCGGCUUCUACCCUGUGGGCCCGUGCGCCAUCACUGUGGGCUCACUCGCCUUCACGGAGCUCCAGUGCUCCCUGCGCAGCCAUGCCUCCCUGCGCAGGAACAGCAACUGCUAA
Messenger RNA from Equus quagga, 829 nucleotides. RefSeq names its product aralkylamine N-acetyltransferase (gene AANAT). Lineage: Eukaryota; Metazoa; Chordata; Mammalia; Perissodactyla; Equidae. Gene Ontology annotation, cellular component: cytoplasm. The record is from RefSeq and is a predicted model, not a curated record. The coding region runs from base 206 to 829 and encodes 207 amino acids. Gene Ontology annotation, biological process: circadian rhythm; melatonin biosynthetic process; response to light stimulus. Gene Ontology annotation, molecular function: aralkylamine N-acetyltransferase activity. The transcript has 4 exons.